This is a messenger RNA of Hyposmocoma kahamanoa, 2424 nucleotides long. RefSeq lists its product as uncharacterized. Gene Ontology annotation, biological process: DNA integration. Bases 1 to 2424 code for a protein of 807 amino acids. The record is from RefSeq and is a predicted model, not a curated record. The transcript has a single exon. NCBI's taxonomy places the organism in Eukaryota, Metazoa, Arthropoda, Insecta, Lepidoptera, Cosmopterigidae. Gene Ontology annotation, molecular function: nucleic acid binding.
AUGGCACAAAGCCAAUUAAUUACAAUGCUAAAAUGCGGAGGAUUUAACAUGCGCAAAUGGGCUAGUAACAAUCUCACUCUAUUGGAAAAUUUGCCCGAGGAACUUAUUAAUCAAAACAUGUUCAAUUUUCAACAGGCCGAGACAAACAAAACACUAGGCAUAACGUGGAAUCCCCAAACGGAUAACUUUACGUUCCGACAUAACUCAGUUACGACUACAAAUGGCGUCACUACGAAACGAACUCUGCUGUCCGAACUCGCCAAACUAUACGACCCGCUUGGAUGGCUAUCUCCUGUUACAACGAAGGCAAAGCUCAUGUUUCAGCAAGCUUGGAAAACGACAUCAGACUGGGACAGCCCUCUUCCAGAAUGCAUACAACAGGAAUGGGAACAAUUCAACAAAGAACUCCCAUCCAUACAAAAUUUUUUUAUACCUCGCUGGAUUGGGAACACUCAACAAAACAUUGAGCUCCAUGGAUUCAGUGAUGCCUCUGAAAAGGCCUAUGGAUGUGUAAUCUACUGCAUAUCUACAGGACCACAUGGAAAAAAGAUCAUACAAAUUGUGGCGGGCAAAACAAAGUUAGCGCCUUUGAAUAAGCGCAUUACACUACCGCGCAUGGAACUAUGCGGCGCAUUGUUACUAGCACACCUCAUGAAAAAGGUCACUGACUCAAUAAAGGCGCAGACAGUCACAAUACACGGGUGGACCGACUCUAUGGUAGUACUAGGAUGGCUACAAGGUGAACCCUACCGAUGGAAAACAUUUGUGGCAAACAGGGUGACACAAAUAACGGAAGUCAUGCCCCCAAAUUGCUGGAGACACGUAAAAUCAGAGGAUAAUCCUGCUGAUUGUGCGAGCCGUGGUUUGUCUCCAUGCCAACUCCUGUCGCACUCUCUCUGGCGGGAGGGCCCUUCAUGGCUGAAAAGUAAUGACCUGCCUCCUGAAAACAUAUUCGAAACGCGCGAAGAAGAGCGAAAGCAACCUCAAGUGUGUGUGACGCAAAUACCUGCCCCACUUAUUGAAGAGCUUCUACAUAAGCAUAGCUCCAUGACACGUGCAACAAGAACGCUGAGCUGGAUCCUACGUUUUAUAAAAAAUGCGCGUGACAAAAACGGCGCCAUUCGACUCACGUACUUAUCGUCAACUGAAUUAAGGUCGACAUUACACAUGAUAAUCAAGACAGUACAACAUAACUCUUUUGCAGAAGAAAUUUCGCAACUACAAAAACAUAACCGGGUCAGUUCAAGCAGCAAAAUUAUUAAUUUGAAUCCAAUAAUUGAUCGAGACACUAUACUACGAGUUGGCGGGCGACUAGGUCGAGCCGACUUGAGUCACACUCAAAAACACCCCAUCAUCCUACCGAAAAAACACAAGCUGACCGAAUUAUUAAUUGAACAGGCGCACGCUGCUACUCUCCACGGAGGCGCUCGAUUAACCCUGCAGUAUCUACGAACCAAAUAUUGGAUCAUUGGAGGCAUGUCAAUGGUCAAGCACUGCAUUACAAGGUGUGUCAAAUGUCACCGCCACAAUAAGCAGAACAGCUACCAAUUGAUGGCCGACUUGCCCGAACAGCGGGUGAAUCCCUCCCGCCCCUUUACUCAUACGGGGGUGGACUUUACCGGACAAGUGGAUGUCAAGGCCAACAAGGGUCGUGGAAUUAAGACGAUGAAAGCUUACAUCGCUGUUUUCAUUUGCCUAUGCACCAAGGCCGUUCACCUCGAGUUGGUAUCUGAUUUAACUGCAGCCGCUUUCAUCGCUGCCUUAAAACGUCUUUGUGGCCGAAGAGAAACACCCAGGCACAUGUAUAGCGACAACGGCACAAACUUUGUUAGCGCUGCCAAAAUAUUAACAAAAGAAAGAGAAGAGGCCCUGCGACUAUAUGUAAACGACGAGUUCCUGAACUUUGCUGCUGAAUCUAACAUCGAAUGGCACUUCAAUGCCCCAUCGUGGCCUACUGCAGGCGGUCUCUGGGAAGCUGCGGUCAAGAGUUUAAAACACCAUCUUAGACGCGUCCUGGGGGAACAACGACUAACAUUUGAAGAAUUCUCGACGUUGCUGGUACAGAUCGAGGCUUGCCUGAACUCAAGACCGCUAGUGGCUAUUACUGAGGACCCAGAGGAUUUAGAAUGUCUCACUCCUGGGCACUUCCUGGUCGGCGGGCCUCUGUUAGGACCACCAUUACGCACCGACGACAACAAUAUGAGCUUAACUAUACGAUGGCGCCAAACAGAAAAAAUGUUAAGCGAUUUCUGGAAGCGGUGGUCAACAACUUAUCUACAAACCUUACAAACACGAAGUAAAUGGUUCUACCCUACUCCGAAUUUGCAAAUUGGCGACCUAGUUCUAUUGAGAGAUGAUCACAUUCCUCCAGCGAGAUGGCUAAUGGGAAGGGUAACAGACACCCAUGCAGGAGCGGACGGAUGA